This is a messenger RNA of Plenodomus lingam JN3, 1974 nucleotides long. RefSeq lists its product as uncharacterized. Gene Ontology annotation, molecular function: protein binding. NCBI's taxonomy places the organism in Eukaryota, Fungi, Ascomycota, Dothideomycetes, Pleosporales, Leptosphaeriaceae. The record is from RefSeq and is a predicted model, not a curated record.
AUGCAAGCUAUCUGGCCCCGGGCAAUAUGGACUCUGGGAACCUGCAGGUGCAUAUCAACCCUCCCUCAGCCUACGCCAACACCAGCACUAGAACCAAAGUUCCACCCCGCAGUGGGCAGAAGAAGCACGCAACUAUCGGCCACACGGGCAUUCAGCUGGUCAACACCACCACGAGCUCCUCACACAACCAUCGCGACCACGGGUGAAAAUGCCGAUGUGACGGCGAGGCAAACAAGGGACAAGCAAUGGGAACAGGCCUUGGCCCAUCUCAAAGAUGAAUCCAAUCGUCACAUGCCCACAAAGAGGGCUCUGCAUGUUGACCAGGAGCUCGUCUCUUAUGGCGAGCUGUCUGAAAGCGUCGAUUGGGAUGCCGUCCAGGACGUGGCAGGUAUGGACUUGGUUGAUGACCAUGUUUUGCGUCAGAAGGAGGCGCAAUCGCACGACGCUGUCACCUCAGCAUGGGACGACCUCCGCUAUGAUUCGCGCACGCCUGGCGCACCAGCACUCGAAUGGCCUGCCAAUACAGGGCCUGGACUAGUGAGGCAUCAUCUACCCCCUCAGUCGCUAUGGGCUCCGGAUACCAUGCGCUUGACAGCCAUGCGGCGGCGGCAUACUUGGAAGAAGAUGGCUCUGCAGGAGCUGUCGACGGGUCUUUUGAUCUAUUCAUUGCUCAGCCAGGCAAGCAUCGCACGUUUUUCCAAAGCUCUGUCCGGCUCUGGCAUUGUCUUGUCUCAGCAUCUCGUAGACAUUGCUUCCAUGACCGAAGCUCAAGUUCGAAAGGCACGCGCAGACAUCAUCCAGCAUCUAGAGAACAUACACUCAACCGACGUGAGAUCCACAAGCGAAGAAAUAGCCAAAGUCAGAGUACCUGUGCGUCAGCCUGCGAUACCAAGCUACAAUCAAGACGCCGAUGGUGAUUUCCACGCCAUCUGCCAGCAGAUGAAUCGAAGCAUCAAACAGCUUCUAGAGCAAGUACCCAGAGGCAACGAUCGAGCCGAAGCGCUCGCAGUGGCCAAGAUAUGUCACAACCUUUUAGUAUCUACUGCAUCUCCAGACUUACAGACAUUCAAUAUUCUAUUGCUAGGAUUCAGGCACAUACGUCGCCCCAAGAUGGUCGAUAGCUGCAUUGCAGCUUUCUCUGCGCAAAAGAUCCGCCCAAACGAAAUAACGUGCCGUGAGAUCUUGGACCACUACACAUAUGAGCGCCGUCCAGAUGACUUUUCUCGCUUUGUCGCGAAGAUGAGAGGCGUAGGCGAUGCUCUCAUGCUUGCAAACCCCGCCAUCACAAUCAACGAAGCUAGUCAUGAUCGCCUCGCAAGACUCAGCACAGAAAAAGUAUACCAGAAAGUCCAUCCCACACCAAUAGUCUUUGGCAGUCUAAUCGGCGGCGUCUUGAAGUUCGCCGGCUUUGAUCGCGCCCUAGACAUCUACUACGAGAUGAAAGCUGAUGGCUGGGGUCUGGAUGUUCAAGGCUUGACCCGUCUUCUUGGAGAUUGCGUCCGUCGCGGUGAUUGGGAGGGCGGCAUAUAUGUUUGGGAAGAAAUCAACGGAAUCAAGCACGAGGCGUCGGCGAAAGCUAUGACGAGGGCGUACUACCACAUGCUCAGUUUAUGCUCGAUCACGAGGAAUACAGUUGCGUUCAACCAGAUUUUAAAUGAGAUUGUACAAAGACGACUCGAUCGCAAGAGUAUCAUUGCAGCAGCCACGAAGCAGACCAAAUGCAUGCAGAAGAAGAAUGAGUAUCUUGCACCAGCUUGGGCCGCAGAUAAUGUCCUCAUCGCGGUAUCCGAUUACCUUGAUGAUGCAAAGGCAAGUCUUUAUGACGAAUAUCCCCAUCAGGGUGGGCAUUCGGAUGAUGCACAGGUGGAUGGGGCACCUGCACAGGAGCAAGAGGGGCAAAAGAGUCCCGAAGAUUUGUGGGCGUCGUGGGUUGAGGCUGAGUUUGGGGAGAAGCCGAAGACCCCUGAACUUUAG